CGGUGCGGAGCCGCACCGAGCCCCCCCCCCCCCGGCCCCCGGCAGCGCCCAGCGGAUCGGGGCAUCCUCGACGGGGCCGAGCCGGGUCCCCGGCACCGAGCCCCGGGUCCGGGCGAUGCCGCGGCGGAGGCGGCGGGGGAUGCUGGCGCUGCUGCUGGCUUCUCUCUUCGUUUUUGGCACGGUGAUGGCGCUGCGCACGCUCCGAGCCGCCGCCGGGCUCCCCGCCGGUGUCCCCCCCGGGGUGGCCGAGCCCCCCGAACCCCCCGGUGGCCGCGGGAUGCUGCCGGGGGCCGGUCCUUCCUACGACCUGCACGCUUUCUACUACGCCUGGUACGGCAGCCCCCGCUUCGAGGGCCGCUACCUGCACUGGGACCACGCCCUGGUGCCGCACUGGGACCCCAAGGUGUCGGCCAGUUACCCCCGGGGGCGCCACCGGCCUCCCGACGACAUCGGCUCCAGCUUCUACCCCGCUCUCGGCCCCUACAGCUCCCGCGACCCCGCCGUGGUGGACGAGCACAUGGGCCAGCUCCGCGACGCUGCCAUCGGAGUGCUGGUGCUGUCGUGGUACCCACCUGGCCUAGCCGAUGACAGCGGGGAGCCCUCGGACAGCCUCGUGCCGUUUAUACUGGACGCUGCACAAAGAUAUGCCAUAAAGGUUGCCUUCCACAUCCAGCCAUACAAAGGGCGCGACGACCGCACUGUGCACGAGAAUAUCAAAUACAUCAUGGACAAAUACGGAUCACACGCAGCUUUUUAUAAGUACAGGACCAGCACUGGCAGGAGCCUCCCGCUGUUUUAUAUCUACGAUUCCUACUUGACACCAGCCGAAUCCUGGGCCAACCUUCUCACACCAUCGGGCUCCCACUCCCUCCGCAACACUGCCUACGAUGCCGUGUUCAUAGCACUGCUGGUGGAGGAAGGGCACAAGAACGACAUCCUUUCCGCGGGAUACGACGGCAUGUACACGUACUUUGCAUCCAACGGCUUCUCUUUUGGCUCAUCCCACCAGAACUGGAAAGCCAUCAAAACCUUCUGCGACUCCAACAACCUGAUGUUCAUCCCCAGCGUUGGCCCGGGCUACAUCGACACCAGCAUCCGCCCCUGGAACAACCACAACACUCGGAACAGAGUCAAUGGGAAGUACUACGAAACAGCCCUGCAGGCUGCCCUCACGGUCAGGCCGGAGAUAGUCUCCAUCACAUCUUUCAACGAAUGGCACGAAGGCACCCAGAUCGAGAAAGCUGUCCCCAAGAAGACGCUGACGCGCCUUUAUCUCGAUUACCUUCCCCACCAGCCCAACAUGUACCUGGAGCUGACUCGCAGGUGGGCAGAACAUUUCAGCAAAGAGAAAGAGCAGUGGCUGAUGUGACUUCAGCGUUCACCUGACUCACAAAGACAUCCUGCUGACAGAGCUGCAGCACGGAGAAGUGCUUCAGAAAAAAGCACGCGAGGAAACGCAGCCACAGAACCUUCAGCCUCGCCGGGCCGCUGAAUGCCAGCAGCAACCUGCAAGUGUCCCAAGGACUGUCCGAGUCCCAGCUACGAACUCACGGGAGGAAGCGUUAUAAGGAGUAGGAAAUCUCUAAGGAGCAGCUGAAUCUCACUUCCUGCAGAUGUAGUAGAGGAACUUUUCAGAGCUCUUCUGGAAUUUGCAAGGGGUGCCGGCUUGUGGGCCAAAGAUGGGGUUUUCCUUACAGUGUGUGUGUUCGGGGACGUUUUAUGUAGGUAGCUGGGUUCCAGCAUGCAUUUAACUUGAAGCCCCUGGCCCGCUGCCUGCCAUGACCACGGAUCCCUCACUCCACUAGCAACCUUCAAAACAUUUCCCUAUCAGUUUACUGUACAAAGAAAUAAAGAUUUCUCUAAAUUGUCUACUGUAAAUGAAACUAAGCCAUGCAGUUACAUACCCUUUACUUUACCCAAGCAUUUCUAUGCCAAGGAGUUCUGCGCUGCACAUUGUUACUGUGGUCCACUGCAUCCAAAUACCUACAGAGAAUUAGAGCUGGAAUGCUAGUGACUAUUUACUGCCACUACUGUAUGUGCUGGAAACCGAGGCAAUGCAACCAUUUAUACUAAAAGCUCCUAACUGAUCGUUUAGUGUGCCAAGUUUUGAAAAUUCAGACCUGAAAUUGCUUUAUUCCCUUUAGAACCCAUGGAAAAAAGCCACUUGCAAUAAAAAUGCAGCUGAAAAUAC
This is a messenger RNA of Anas platyrhynchos (mallard), 2191 nucleotides long. It is a transcript of the gene MANEAL, whose product is annotated as mannosidase endo-alpha like. The record is from RefSeq and is a predicted model, not a curated record. Gene Ontology annotation, molecular function: alpha-mannosidase activity. NCBI's taxonomy places the organism in Eukaryota, Metazoa, Chordata, Aves, Anseriformes, Anatidae.